AUGCGCCCAACUUGGGACGUGCUCACCUACCACGAACCUCACAGUAGCUCGGGAGCAAAGGCUGAGUGCGGUCGCCAACUGCCUUUACAAACUUCGUUCAAGCAAGCCGCUACAGUCAUGGCAGAAGACGACAUUGCCAAUGCCAAGUUGCAGUGCCAUUCGUUCCUGGAGGGGCUCCUUGAGGACGAUGACGACAUUGAAGAAUUUCGGCGACUGAGUCUCGAGUCCAAAUCAUUGGCAAUGGGCGUUGGACAAGGAGACGAUUCUUUGGAAACUGUCAUCGUACUAGAUGACGGAACAUCGGACGAUGGUAUCCAAGGCAUCGACACCGACGCGGCCCUGCUGCGUGGAUCGCCGCAAAGAUGCUGCUGUGGCGACCGCAGAGGUCUAAAGAUGCGAGAGGCAUUGCGGGAUGAAACCAGCGGUAUUCUUGUCGCGACGGGAGGGCGAUUCCCGUGUCUUCAUAUAGGGGUCAGCGGACUUGGGCAGAACAGGAGAUACCUGCUCGCCCUCGACUUCUGUCAAAUCGCCAGCGACGUAGACCUUCGGUUCCUAGAGUUCACCGAGCCGUAUUACAUGCCCCGGCCAAACCACCUCAAAGGACGGCAGUGGAUGGGCAGCGCUCUCUACUUCAACCUCACCUCCAUCGCCAACGGGGGCCUUCAAGAAAGCGCCAUGACCCUGAAGGUGGACUGCGAGUACGAGCCUACACUGCGACUCCUCGAACUGAGGGACGAUCACUUACCCUCGGGCACGUCAGCCAUCCGCUUCACACUCAAAGGAAGCGAGUUCUUGGUGGUUUCCCUCACGAGUGAGGUUCGUGUCAGCAAGGACACGUUGGCGAGAAAAUUUCUACUCGUGCGCAAGUCUGAGAUGACUAGGGGAAAUUUCAGCCCUCAGUGUUACCGCAGUACGCCAUCCAGAAACCAUCUCGAUUACUUCCCCAGAGCAACUGUCCGGCAGUCGAUCUCCCAACCAUACGGGGAACAACGCUGCUUCACCCAAACAGACUAUCGUACCAAAAACUUAGCGACAAGAGCUGUUAGAAGCGAAUUCUCGGACGCCAUUUCGACCUCCGGCUCGCACGUUCGACUCAAUGCCUUCGACCAGACACAGCAAGACUUCUUCGGCGGCAGCUGGAAGUCGAUGCCUGCCGCUCAGCCGCCCAUUCCGCACCCCAUGUGGCAGCCUCGGGGAGCCCCGAGACCCAGCUGCGUGCCGACCAGCGGUCACCUGGAGCUGACUACCCUGUUCCAAAGGCUGCAGAACUCGAAGGCCAGGCCGCUCACGGAACCAUGUCUCCCAAGUCGCAGCUUCGUCGCUCCGAACGAAGCUCGACCGUCGGUGCCGCCGUUCGCGUCCCAGCCGCAGGACUUCGACUGGCCGAACAACGGUUCCGCAGCUCCGCCCGUGCUGAGGGUCAACUACGACAUCGUGCCCGGCAGCUACCUUCACUGGGUGGCGCUGGCCAGGAGCAGCCUUGCUAGGCAAGCCGUGGAUCAGAGCCAGCCUCAGCAAGUCCAGCCUUCUCAGCAGCUCCAGCAGCAAGAGCGGCAACAGACGAAGCAGGAGAUGGAUACGCAAGUCUCUUCACAGGCAGCUGCGCCAGACGAAAACGGCGCAGAGGACAGCAGCGCUGGGAUAGCUGGACACUCCGUAACCUAUUUUUUGCCCUGAGUCUUUUUUCUUUUUCUAUUCAGCGGGUUCGCCUUUAUUUCUAAAACGUUUGAUUGCCUUUAUUAAUAAAAGUUUGCUAAUUUCUGUCACAUAAUACCUUGAAAUAACGAUUGUAAUUUUUAGGCCAUUUAAUCUUGUGUGUGAAGAAUGUGCAGACCCUUUUCAAAAGUCCGCGCCAUCACCUGUCCGCCAUUGCUUGAUCACUUACUUUGAGCAUGUACUGGAUACGAGGG
Ixodes scapularis (black-legged tick) is the source of this 1910-nucleotide messenger RNA. RefSeq lists its product as uncharacterized. The coding region runs from base 1 to 1677 and encodes 558 amino acids. The transcript has 6 exons. NCBI's taxonomy places the organism in Eukaryota, Metazoa, Arthropoda, Arachnida, Ixodida, Ixodidae. Gene Ontology annotation, biological process: regulation of DNA-templated transcription. Gene Ontology annotation, molecular function: DNA-binding transcription factor activity. The record is from RefSeq and is a predicted model, not a curated record.